UAACCAACCUGUAUACAUAGACACUGAAGUUAUAGUCCUCCAGCUGCAUAGACAAAUUAAGAUCAAAAGAUUCUACACGUCAACUACAGUGUAUAAAGAUGCCAUCAGGUGAUGUUAAGAGUGACAUGGAGCGUCUGGGAAUCUUUAAAGAGAUGAGCUACAUCUCUGUAGGGGACAAGUACACUCCACCCUCCAACCGUCCGUUCAACGAGUCAGCCUGCCGUAGCCGGCAGAUGCAGGCGGGUAACGCUAAACAACGAUGUGCUCUGCAGAGCGGCUUCUUGGACAAGUCCUUCAAACGGAUAUUUGAAUGCGAAGCACUGAGUGACCCAGUGAGACUGGCCCGACAGAACCGCAUCCAACAAGCCAGAAAGAACAUCGGCAAGGCCUUCCUGCCCUGUAACGCGAUCAAGAGGCCCUGCGGUUCAGGUAGUUACUAUGGGACUCUGUCAGGACCUUUGGAAGCCAUGAGUCCAGUGUCAGUCGCCUUGAAAGCCCAUCGCUCUCCCGGACGCAACAUUGUCACCUCACCUCCCAAGAAAGGCAGCGGUUACAGCUAUCCCAAUGUGACACUGUCCAAUAUUGAGCUGUAUGCCUCCGACCCCUACAGCAGAGCCAAAGAAAUACUGGAGAAAGAGGCAGCAAUCCAUUUCUCCAAGUUGAGAGAUGGCCCCUUCAAAUUCAACCUUCACCCCAGAGAUUAUUUCCAAGGCAAUCCAUACCGCAGUGACAAGCCACUCCCACCGUCACACAAGCCACUCCCACCGUCACACAAGCCACUCCCACCGUCACACAAGCCCCUCCCAGCCGCACCGAAGGUCUCUGCGGACCCAUUCAAGCCUCCGUCCCCCAGCAAAAAGAUUGGAGGACUCAAAGCGGGGACGUUUGACUCUUAUCCCUUACAUUCUGCUGAUCCGUACGUCAUUCGCCGCUCCAAACCAACCUAUCCAGAGCCAAUUUUCCGUCCUGCUCCUGGUCCAAAGAGCAUCCCUGUCAAGAGUAUCAUCACUGUCAAUGUCAACAGGAGUGUGCACGCUGCAAACUACACCUCAAUCAUUCCAGCUGUGACAACCUUCUGACCGCAUUAACCAUACUGCACCGUC
Anoplopoma fimbria (sablefish) is the source of this 1103-nucleotide messenger RNA. It is a transcript of the gene cfap96, whose product is annotated as chromosome 4 C4orf47 homolog. The transcript is spliced from 8 exons. Bases 99 to 1079 code for a protein of 326 amino acids. Gene Ontology annotation, cellular component: centrosome. NCBI's taxonomy places the organism in Eukaryota, Metazoa, Chordata, Actinopteri, Perciformes, Anoplopomatidae. The record is from RefSeq and is a predicted model, not a curated record.